Penicillium malachiteum is the source of this 1323-nucleotide messenger RNA. RefSeq lists its product as uncharacterized. The coding region runs from base 1 to 1323 and encodes 440 amino acids. The transcript is spliced from 2 exons. The record is from RefSeq and is a predicted model, not a curated record. Lineage: Eukaryota; Fungi; Ascomycota; Eurotiomycetes; Eurotiales; Aspergillaceae.
AUGUACAUUCCACAGAAACGGGGUACGAUCGACCACAAGAACACCAUCUUUAUUGUUGUAUUCGUCAUAAUUGUUUUUGUGCUCGCAUGUUGUGCACUCGGCUUCUUCCUCGCCCGAUAUCUUCGACAACGCCAUUUUGAACCGAAGUAUAUCCCGGGUCAGUUCUUGAAACGCAAGUGGAAACAAUGGCACCCAGGAAGCGCCUCAUAUGGUCAGGUCCCGACGCAGUCUGCCGUUAGUGGCGACCAGAAUACUUCGUACCAAGGUGCCGGUGCGACGAAUUCUGAAAUGACAACCAACGCAACUGGAGUACAACGAGAGACAUCGAUUCGAUCGAUCAUGACUUUACCCGCUUAUUCACCCAGCCCAAAGCCGACCGAACAAGUCAUCGGACGAGAGGGCGAACGUGAAGGUAUGGAUAUGGUGGUCGAAUUCCCAGAAACUGCAGAAGAGGAGGAGUCUCGUCGUGAGGAUCAAAUGGAAUCACUAUAUCAACUCCGCUUGCAACGUCGCCAAGAGCUAGCUGAUCGGGAGGCACGACGCCAAGAACGACGGUCAGCCCGAGCUCGUGGAGACUCGACUCGACUACAAGAGCUGGCCGCUGAAUCUCGGGCUCGUAGCAAUCGUCGCCGCGAAGAGAAUAGCAGCAGCACCUCACUCAACGCAUCUACUGUUAUAGCAGAGAACCAGUCCCGUGAGCGAGAACGCCGGAUCUCUACCGUGAGCUACGCUUCAAUUGGUCAUGUUCGACAUGAUGGUUCUCGUCUACGAGCAGAUUCUCACGAAUCUGACUCUCAUCCGCUGCUGGAAAACGCCGCUGUGAACCCAUCAUCGGCGUCAAUAAACGAUCAGACAAGUAGCCUCCGCUCCCGUGGUCAGUCGCUCGCAUCUUCGAUCAUAACCGCCGAUACCGGUACACCAGAUGGGGAAGCGCUUUCUUUGCGUCUCACAUCUACACGAGGCUCCAGUCGUCCUGUCUCCCAACUUGAAACCGAAGAUACCGACCUCGGCACUCUCGACAUCCCACCACCCCCUGAAUACGACCAUCUUGAUUGGGGUGAUGCGCCCGCCUACGAGAGUCCAAUCCGAGAACGACACCGAGGACGUAAUGAGACCGGAGAUGCAUCACCCACUCCAUCCCGCUUGCCAUCUAUUCACAUUGACGUCGCAAGUCCUAUUACCGCAUCGCCGGCCACUCCUGAACCUCAACACACAGAAUCAGACAGUGACCCGGAUACUCCGAGGGGACCCACCCGUCUGCCUGCGUCCACCGUUUCAGAGGUUGGAGCUGGUGACAGAGUGGACCACGCCCCUGUCGCAUAA